AUGUUCAAGCAUUCAUGCGUUCAGUGCAAGGCCGCGGGUGCUGAUAGCGAUGAAAGAUCUAUUAGGAAAAUUGAUAAUGAGAACGCCAUUCCGAACGACAAUACCACAACCUACCAAGCUGUUGUCUCCGGCAUGGGAUACCUGGUGUCAUCAGAUCGUCGCUCCUAUUCGGUCACCAGAUAUGGAGGCCCCUUGGCCCAGUCCCUCGACCACCACAUCUACCAGGUCACUCGAACCGGACCGAAUUACAUCGUCCUUAAGCAUAAGCCAUGCACCAUAAACCGACUCGCGCGGUUCAUUGUAAGCCCCUCGGGAAACACCUUCAACGUUAUCCGAGAAUACAAGGAUUUCCAGAGCGUACGAUAUACGGUCACAAGGAAUGGGUCUGAAUAUGAUUUGGGCAACGCUGAGCCCUCUGACCUGGCCAAGAUAAAGCCGCACAUUGAGGCCCACAUACAUAUUGAGGCGUUUGCGGCGUUUGAUGUUGGCAUAUUUCUGCACGAGUUGGAGAGGAAGAAAUUCAGGGAAGAUAUGACGCUCCUCCAUUUGACCGAGGAUAUGGCAGGCCUAAACAGCUCUGAGGAAUCUGAUCCUUGGGUAGUUCUUUAG
This is a messenger RNA of Amorphotheca resinae ATCC 22711, 609 nucleotides long. RefSeq lists its product as hypothetical. The record is from RefSeq and is a predicted model, not a curated record. NCBI's taxonomy places the organism in Eukaryota, Fungi, Ascomycota, Leotiomycetes, Helotiales, Amorphothecaceae. The coding region runs from base 1 to 609 and encodes 202 amino acids. The transcript has a single exon.